Messenger RNA from Quercus robur (English oak), 587 nucleotides. Its product is annotated as auxin-responsive protein SAUR21-like. Gene Ontology annotation, biological process: response to auxin. The coding region runs from base 88 to 390 and encodes 100 amino acids. The record is from RefSeq and is a predicted model, not a curated record. Lineage: Eukaryota; Viridiplantae; Streptophyta; Magnoliopsida; Fagales; Fagaceae. The transcript has a single exon.
UCCUCUGAUAUCAAAUCCUUACUUUCUUCUCCCUUUUGUUUGUGAUCUUAAUCAUCUUUCUCAGCAAUACUUCAUAGAUAGAUUGCUAUGGCCAUUCGUUUGCCUCAUAUCAUAAAUGCUAAGAACAUUCUCCGGCGAUCAAACUCAUCUGGAAAGCAAGUUGCUUCAACAUCUAUAUAUGUUCCAAAAGGCAACGUUGCAGUAUAUGUUGGAGAGAGCGAAAAGAGGCGCUUCAUAAUUCCUAUAUCAUUCUUGAACCAGCCUUCUUUUUUAGAAUUGCUAAGUAAGGCUGAGGAAGAAUUUGGGUAUGAUCAUCCAAUGGGUGGUCUCACAAUUCCUUGCAGUGAAGACAUCUUCAUUGAUUUUACUUCUCGCUUACAUGAAUUGUGAUAUGGCACCACUUAGAUAAAACAGUAGAAGCAAUUUUGUAAAUCCAUAUAAAUUCUUUAUUUCUUAUAGGCUGAAGAGAUGGGGAUUGCCUAUCCAUUAAAGAUGUUACAAAUAGAAUUACUGCAGUCCCUGUCACAUUCUCCCAAGAAAUGUAAAAUUGAGACACCUAUUAGUUGAAAUUGAUCCUCUUUUGAUUC